AGUUGUUUGUUUGUAUUGAUCGUCUGUCAGGGUGAGAGGGGGGAGAGGUCACUUCCGGUGCUGAAAGGAGCAGCAUCCCCACAUAGCCGCCGCGCCGAGGAGGAGACGUCUUCCUGCGGCCAAGAUGUCUGCAGAUGUCGCGGUGUCUCUGGCGGUCCUGGUGGGCGUGGUCGCGCUGAGUGAUGUCAUCCGGAGGCCCUUGUGCGGUCUCCUUGCGGGCACGAGCAUGCGCGCGUACGCCGCCGAGCUCGUGUCCACUUUCCAGCUGUGCUGCUGCACGCACGAGCUCCAGCUGCUGUCGGAGGUGGGCGUGGUCCCGGCGGGUGUGUCUCUGACGCUCACCUACCUGGCGGCGGUGACCCACGGCCUCACCUUCCGCGGCGCCACGGGGAACCCCAUCGGCACGCUGGCGCACGCCUACCGCGCCCGCAUCUCGGGCGUGAGCGCGCUGCUGAGGAUCGCGUGCCAGUUCGCCGCCGCCCGCGCGGCGCGCGCCGCGGUGCAGGUGAUCUGGGGGCGGGGCUUGUCCGGGCUGCACGCGCGCCACGCCCUCAGCGGCUUCCGGUGCGCCAGCGCCAUACGCGCGCCCCUUCACGCCGCCGCGUGCGUGGAACUGGCGUGCGCCUUCGCCGUUCAGACGGCUGUCACGCACGCGCGCGGCCUGCGCGACAGGUACCGCGUGCACGCGACCGCUGCGGUCAUCACGUCGGUGGUCUGUGCAGGGGGCAGUGUGACAGGAGCAGUGUUCAACCCGGCUUUGGCCUUCUCCACGCUGUUUGGCUGCACCGGAAGCUCCACAGCGGAAUACUGCGUGGUCUACUGGGUGGGACCCCUGCUGGCGCGUUUCUGCCACUCUUCUUGCAGGAAUGGCGUCCUCUGUGCUGAUCUUCGACAAAGUGUCUCCUCCGUUACCAUUGGACGCCAUGAAGAGGAAGUGAGACAUCAGCAACACGUGACCGGAAGGGCACAAACUACAAGAAGGCGCCAACUUUAUGUGACUUUUUUUCCCCCCGUGGAUUGUAACUUGAAGAAAGUCAUGGCGAUUAGUGGCCACUUCAUUAGGUACAAGAGCUGUCAAAAAGCAGUACAAAAUUAUAGUGCAGGGGUGCCCAAACUUUGUCCACUGAGGGCCACAGACUGACAAAUCAAAGGACGCGGGGGCCAUUUUGGUAGUUUUCACCAUUUCCAUGUAAAAUAAUUAGGGAUGUCCGAUAAUGGCUUUUUGCCGAUACUCCGAUAUUGUCCAACUCUUAAUUACCGAUACCGAUAUAUACAGUCGUGGAAUUAACACAUUAUUAUGCCUAAUUUGGACAACCAGGAAUGGUGAAGAUAAGGUCCUUUUUAAAAAAUAAAAUAAAAAAUAAGAUAAAUAAAUUAAAAAACAUUUCUUGGAUAAAAUAAAGUAAAACAAUAUAAAAACUAGAGAUGUCGGCAGGCCGAUUUUAUCGGCCGAUAAAUGCUUUAAAAUGUAAUAUCGGGAAAUAUCGGUAUCGUUUUUUUUAUUAU
Entelurus aequoreus (snake pipefish) is the source of this 1506-nucleotide messenger RNA. RefSeq names its product aquaporin 11 (gene aqp11). The transcript is spliced from 3 exons. NCBI's taxonomy places the organism in Eukaryota, Metazoa, Chordata, Actinopteri, Syngnathiformes, Syngnathidae. Gene Ontology annotation, biological process: transmembrane transport. The coding region runs from base 125 to 1141 and encodes 338 amino acids. The record is from RefSeq and is a predicted model, not a curated record. Gene Ontology annotation, cellular component: membrane; cytoplasm. Gene Ontology annotation, molecular function: channel activity.